This is a messenger RNA of Cheilinus undulatus (humphead wrasse), 1794 nucleotides long. RefSeq names its product X-box binding protein 1 (gene xbp1). Gene Ontology annotation, cellular component: nucleus. The record is from RefSeq and is a predicted model, not a curated record. Gene Ontology annotation, molecular function: DNA-binding transcription factor activity, RNA polymerase II-specific; RNA polymerase II transcription regulatory region sequence-specific DNA binding. Lineage: Eukaryota; Metazoa; Chordata; Actinopteri; Labriformes; Labridae.
UCUUACUGAACAUUUGAGGAUCACCGGUGUACGGGGUACCGGAGAAACCUGAAGGUUUCUACUGAAUUCAAUAAGGAUACCCGAUUAUUUCUGAUUUCAGACAGUACCGACAGGAUUUACAAACAUGGUGGUGGUAGCAGCAGGGACCGGGGGGGCGCACAAGUUGCUCCUGAUAUCCGGAAAGCAGACCGGCUCUUCGAGCGGCUCACAGACAGGCUUUAGCCGGCCUAUCUCUGUCGUUUUACCGUCAGCGGCGAGCCAGGCGUCGUCAGAUUCAGACUCCAACUCCUCUGCAGGGCCGCCCAUUCGGAAAAGACAGAGACUCACACACUUGAGUCCGGAAGAGAAAGCACUUCGCAGGAAACUCAAGAACAGAGUUGCAGCCCAGACAGCAAGGGACAGGAAAAAGGCCAAAAUGGGGGAGCUGGAACAGCAAGUCCUGGAGUUGGAGCUGGAGAAUCAGAAACUUCACAUUGAAAACAGACUGCUUCGGGAAAAGACAAGCGGCCUAUUAACAGAAAAUGAGGAACUGAGACAGAGACUUGGGUUGGACACCCUUGACUCAAAGGAGAAGGUUCAGGGUCUGUUGUCCAACGGGAACGAAAUGGGUUUGGGGAUCGGGUCUUCUGAGCGCAGCACUCAGGCUAUGUGUGCCUCCGCAGCAGGUGCAGGCCCAGCAGUCCCUAAAUCUGAAGACUUCUCAAUGGAUACAGACAAUCCUGACACUACAGACACUGAGUCUGAUUUGCUCCUGGGCAUUCUGGACAUCCUUGACCCAGAGAUGUUCCUCAAGUCUUGUGAGCAGGAGUGCCAGGAGCCGCAGGUGCUGUUGGUCGGAGGGGGGAACCCAGUACCUCCCACCACACCUGCGCCUCUGGGGGCCCCACCAGUUAAGCUGGAGGCCCUUAAUGAACUGAUCCACUUUGACCACAUUUACACCAAGCCCGUGGAAGAGGUGUGCGGUGGGCUGUGCAGCGACUCAGAGAGCGACACAGAUGAGAAGAUUGACGAGGACGCCUACCCUGUGGCCGAGAUCAUCGUGGAGGAGGAGACGGUGUGCGUCAAAGACGAGCCGGAGGAAGUGGUCAUUCCCAGCUGUAACAACCACAGCGUGGUCGAUGACUUUUUCUCUGCAGCCCCCUCCUCUGCCAUCAGUGGCCUGGAUAAGGAGGCCUGCCUGGCAGACACAUACAGCGACUCUGGAUACGAAGGGUCCCCUUCCCCUUUUAGCAACAUGUCCUCUCCUUUGUGCUCUGAAAGCUCCUGGGAGGACAUGUUUGCUAAUGAACUCUUCCCCCAGCUUAUCAGUGUCUAAAUCCAUCCCCUAUAUCCAAUAACUUACAUAUAAUAUACACGUAAGAGCUAAUGUGUAGUGUUCAAUAACUACAGAGGCUUUAUAGUAAAAGGCCACCACUGAAGCCACUUGUACCAUAUGUAAAGCUAAAGUUAAACUAGUAAUCUCCUUUAUAUUACAGCAGGUCUGUACUAAUGGCAAUGCUGCAUUGACUUGUGGGAGAUGGAGUUUAAGACAGCUUCUACUGGCAUCAUUUAAUUACAACAGGAUUUAAGAUUGAUUGCAAAUCUUUCACCGUUGUUCAAAAUGAAAUUUGGUGGAAUCCAGUAUUUCUGUAAAUUAAUGAGGGGGUUGGGGACCGAUCAUAUAAGUGACUUUUUAUUUAUUUGUUUAUUCUGCUUUGGAGUCGUCGUAUGUCGUCAUGUAAAAAGGCUUUCUUCUAAUUUGUUGCUCGCUCUCUAUGUAGUCUAAUUACUGCAUUAAAAAACUUUUGCAUUGCA